AUGCUUGCAGCAAGUGCCCACACCGCGUGGCCAAGGGCUUGUCCCGUGGGUCAAGUCGACGGCCGGACGGAGCUCGGCCAACCAAACACCGAGAACCCCGGAAGCGGAAAUUAUUCGUUGCCAUGCGCGAUGACGCGCUUUAGACAUGCCGUUGCCGGGGGCCCCUUGUCGUACAACGCUGCGCACCUGGGACUUGGGACGGGGCUCUGCGGCAAGUAG
This is a messenger RNA of Ustilaginoidea virens, 219 nucleotides long. RefSeq lists its product as uncharacterized. Bases 1 to 219 code for a protein of 72 amino acids. NCBI's taxonomy places the organism in Eukaryota, Fungi, Ascomycota, Sordariomycetes, Hypocreales, Clavicipitaceae. The transcript has a single exon. The record is from RefSeq and is a predicted model, not a curated record.